Rhineura floridana is the source of this 10395-nucleotide messenger RNA. RefSeq names its product ubiquitin carboxyl-terminal hydrolase 12-like. The coding region runs from base 16 to 1233 and encodes 405 amino acids. Gene Ontology annotation, cellular component: cytosol; nucleus. The transcript has 10 exons. NCBI's taxonomy places the organism in Eukaryota, Metazoa, Chordata, Lepidosauria, Squamata, Rhineuridae. Gene Ontology annotation, biological process: protein deubiquitination. The record is from RefSeq and is a predicted model, not a curated record. Gene Ontology annotation, molecular function: cysteine-type endopeptidase activity; cysteine-type deubiquitinase activity.
UCCUUGAAAUUAGGAAUGGAGAGAGCCUACUGGUCAGCACAUAAUGUAUUGAUACAACAACAACCUGUUAACAUAGUGACAAAAUUGAACCACGUAUCUAUAUUGACCGCUGAAGAAGACCUUAAUAGGGUAGAAACAUAUUUGGUCUAUAAUAUAACUGUUUGUUAUGGAGCCAAUGCCUCUGCUUUGGAGAAAGAGAUUGGUCCGGAACAGUUUCCUGUGAAUGAACAUUACUUUGGCUUGGUCAACUUUGGCAAUACCUGCUAUUGCAACUCGGUUCUGCAGGCGCUUUACUUUUGUCGUCCGUUUCGGGAAAAAGUGUUGGCCUACAAGGUCCAGCCCCGCAAAAAGGAAAGCCUCCUGACUUGCCUGUCAGACCUCUUCAACAGCAUUGCCACGCAAAAGAAGAAGGUGGGGGUCAUCCCUCCCAAGAAAUUUAUUUCCCGGCUGAGAAAAGAGAAUGAACUCUUUGACAACUACAUGCAGCAGGAUGCUCACGAGUUCCUCAACUACCUGCUGAACACGAUUGCCGACUUGCUGCAAGAGGAAAAGAAGCAGGAGAAGCAGAACGGCAAGCUCCAGAAUGGAAGCAUCGAGAGCGACGAAGGGGGGGAGAAGGCGGACCUGACGUGGGUCCACGAAAUCUUCCAGGGGACGCUCACCAAUGAAACUAGAUGUCUGAACUGUGAAGCUGUUAGCAGCAAAGACGAGGACUUUCUGGACCUGUCAGUUGAUGUGGAACAAAAUACAUCGAUAACACACUGUUUGAGGGGAUUCAGUAACACUGAGACUCUGUGCAGUGAAUAUAAAUACUACUGUGAGCAGUGUCGCAGCAAACAGGAAGCACAAAAGAGGAUGCGAGUGAAAAAGUUGCCAAUGAUUCUUGCACUGCACUUGAAAAGGUUCAAAUACAUGGACCAGCUGCAUCGCUAUACCAAACUUUCCUACCGUGUAGUCUUUCCUUUGGAGCUUCGACUCUUCAACACUUCAGGAGAUGCUACAAACCCAGACAGGAUGUACGAUCUUGUGGCUGUAGUUGUUCAUUGCGGCAGUGGUCCAAACCGUGGGCAUUAUAUCACCAUUGUGAAGAGCCACGGUUUCUGGUUGCUGUUUGACGAUGACAUUGUAGAGAAAAUUGAUGCUCAAGCAAUUGAAGAAUUCUAUGGAUUAACAUCAGACAUUUCCAAAAACUCAGAAUCUGGAUAUAUCCUCUUCUAUCAAUCGAGGGACUGAGACAACAGAUUUUAAACCAUCUUACAUGUAUUCAAAAAGGGAUCAAGCCUGUGCUCAGACAGGACAUUGUAGCGAUAGCAAAACCAAUUCCUCAUCUUUGCCAUAGGACCACAGGAGAUCAGCUGGGCCAGUUCUUCAAGGAUGGCAGCUGCCAUUAGCCAGAAGGCAACUUGCUCUGGUUUUCUUUCUGGGCUGUUUUAUACGUGCUAACUUCCCAAAUUACCUCUACUUGAAAUCUGGCUGCUUAAUCAUUCAAGAAACAAGGAAGGCUUUUUUAAAGUAGCAUUGUGGAAUCUGUUCACCGUUCAGUGACGGCCUGAGAUUGUCCUUUAGUUUCUGUUCUUAUUUCGUGUAUUCUAGCAGAACGAUUUCAGUCUUCAGUGUCAGCUCAAGACCUGUUUUACAGUACUGAUUGAUUUUGGUGGUGCAAGACAGCCGGAUCACAGCCAGGGUCAGUUGUAUUGGAAACAUCACAUCUUUAAUUCUAUAUACAGUAGGGCCCCACUCAUACGGCAGGUUAGGUUCCAGACCCACGCCGAAAAGCGAUAAGCUCCAAAAAGUGGAUCAGCUGUAGCACGGGGGUCUGGAACCUAACCUGCUGAUCACACCAGAGGAGGAGAAGAUCAGAUCUUCCCCUCCUCGGGCGCAAUCAGCUGGAGUGCGGGGAGCUCCAGCCCCCCCUCCAGCUGAUCGCCCUGCUGGUGCCGUAUUAGCAGAAUGCUGAAAAGCGGGGUGCCGAGAAGUGGGGCCCUACUGUAUGGGAAAAGGGCAAAAAGUUCACACCACUCUAGAAUUUCCUCAAAGGGUGUCAUCUUGAGUUCAGAUAACACUAUUGUCAUUCUACAUCCCCCCCUUGUCUUUCCCUAAAUCUUGAAAAUAAUUUUACAUGCUUUAUAAUAUAUUCUGUUAUUUUUGUUUCUUUGUUAGAAGUUUUGACUCAAACCCACAACGCUGCAGAAUCCAGGGGAGCAAAGAAGUAGAUGGAAGUCUUUGAGAUCAUAUCUAGUGUGAAAGCUGAACUAACUGUAUUUCUUGGAGCUAUUAUAUAAGCCAAAAGUGCCCUCUACUGAAAAAGGAUCUAUUUUGCGACAGGAACCAGAAAUAAAGAGGCAAGGCACAGAUAUGGGUUAAACUAGGGCCACUUCAUGGACUACAACUUGGAUGUUGCAAAAUUCAAAACUAAACUGCAUAGGGCUAUGAGACAAUGGCCGGGAAAACUAUAACUCUCAGUCAGGCUCCCAAGCCAGUCCUUACUGGGUGAGGUUACCAUGCAGGCAGUCACGCUGGGCUGAAGUCCAGCUUUUUCCCCUGCCACACCCCUUGGGAUGAGGAGGGAGGUCUUCCUGAUUCAUGUCCCCCUCAAAGCUCUGAGAAGCAAGUUAACCCCAGUAGUGAUCCAUACCCUGUUGCAAGAGCAAAUCUCUGGACCCACUAUUCACCUAGACGUGCCUCAGAGUGCUCCUCAUCCUUUCCACUUCCUCCUGUUCCUGUGCAUGCCUGCCAUAGGACAAGUCUCUUCUACUCCCUCCCCCCCUCCUCUCAGUCCCCUAUGGAAAUUGGAAAGGUAUCAUUUCCAGCAACCCCUAGAUUAACAUCAUCUGGCAUAUACAGUUCCUCUCUACACUGUGCAAUAUUGGGGUGACUUAUUAUCCUAGCACUAUUUGUGUCUCCCCAUUAACCUUCCCUGCUAACUUCAAAGGUUUUGGGCUCUCUCGACCCCUCCAGCAUCUCCUUGGCAGAAUGUUUGACCACAGAAGGGGCACUCUAGGCCAUCUGUGUCAAACCAGUUCCAAGUCCUGCAGAGUGUGCAAUAUUAAUGCCUUCCCUUUCAGUAGGCUGAGGUUAUGCCACCAACAUGACUCACAAGCACAUGUGCCUAUUGUUUGACCACACACCCCUGGAAGAUGGUAGGCAACAGCCUAUUCCAUGUCAAACCCCUUCUGCCCAGCCAUUGAACGGGCCAUCCCGCUAAGGCCCAACUGUGUCCCCAGCUUAGAACACAUUGCCCAGAACACCAUACUGUGUCCUGCCAUGAGGCCUCUGAUGCGUGCUUCUCCAUCCUGGCCACAGGAAUGUCAGCAGACCAUUUAAGGACCUGAUAUUGACUGUGUAGGUGCAGGAAACUCACCGGAUGGCACCUCCCUCUGUACUAUGGUCUCUGGGUGGCCCAAAUGCUCCUCUUGGCAUACCCGUGGCUUAAAUGGCAGGUUCGCUUGACUGGUUGAAGCCUCAGAGGCAUCCAUCUGUGUUGAAAUAGCAGUGCCUGUUUAGUUGACAUCUGUUGAGCCUUAGUGCUUGCCUGCCACUCUCUCCAUCGCAUCCAUCUGGGCUGGGAUAGCCCUAAGAGUUGGUCACUCCUCAUCACAAUCCUCAGAUGAGGAUUCCUGCGUAACUGGUCUUUUCUCUAGUUUCUCAGGAGGCUGCUCUAUGCCUUUCCCUUGUCAUUCCAGCCCCGAUGUGCCAUCCCUCUUAUUAGAUGAUAGAAUAAACCAAUGCAAAUGCUCAUUUAUGGUGAAAAAAAGUGACACUACUAUUAUAAUUAUUACAACUAUACUACAUCCUAAAAAUUGUUGCCCUCUUAAAAUUAUGAUGCCCCAAACACUCUCUCCAACCCAACCACCACUUAACCACCACCCCCAAUUACUCUGUAGUGUGCAGAAAAUCCCUGGGACCCAACUGUCCGGGACCCACCAGGACCUCUGCGACUGGUCUCCGCUUGACUCCCCUUGACUGCCUACUGCUGCUGCCCAGGCCAGCCAGCAAAUGCAUCCGCCAGUCAUUGCCCAUCUCCCACACAGGCCUGCGAGGCCACUGCCAACCACUCCGCUCAGAACUCUCUGGUGCUCACAGCAGAAGCCACACUCGGCCACUGCCACACUCUAACAGAGGAAGAUGGGGUAUAGCUGGGUGGAAGGGCCUUAUAUACCUCCCACCCAGCCCUCCCUAGUGCUGGCACAUUUACAUGCAGGCACUGGACGUGGCCUCUUGCCAGUCUUCUGGUCCUGCUGCAAAUGCACUCCUGCCUGGAAGGCUUUUAGCCCCUAGAUGGGGGAGUGUAUAGUGUGUGUUUCACUGUUUAUGCAAAAAGGCACCUUUAGGAAUGGAUCUGCGUGCUAUAAAUGCCCAUUAAGAAGCAAUGCAAAUUGUGGGAGUAAAUGAAGGAAUCAUUUUUGUCUUAGCAACAGUGCUGGUUUUAAGAAGAAACUAUUCAGGUCAACAUGUACCAAUGCUUAGGGACUCUUGACUCUAGCUGCUUUCACACAUGGAGCUUAUUGAGUCAGCUUAACUGAUUAAAAUGGCAGUGCUUCUGUCCCAAUUUCUAAAAUUCCUUUCACACUGCAGUACCUGUUGCAUUAAAGAACUGUGGCUUUUUCAACCAAUAUACCGGCAUGUAGCACAACUGGCUUUCAUACUGCUGCAAUGAACAGCACCUUGGUUUUGUCCCUUACCUGUUAUACACAUGCGCACUGUAGUUCUCCCGUAAUUCACUGCUUCAAUUCACUGGAAUACAGGUACAGCUUUCAUCAAGCAAAAAAAAAAUAAAAAAAUUGGCGUGUGCAUAAAGGGUGGAAAUACAGCUGCAGCUGGUACAGCGCUCCCGUGAUCUUCUGGCUUCCCAGGUUUGCAAGUGGAUUAUUUCUGGUAUUUUUAUUAUGAAAAUUAGCACUAAACUUUCACUAUAGUCCACUAGAUUUCUGGAACUAGCUUUUAUGUUGUGUGAAAGGUCAAACAUAAUGCACAAAUUACUAGGAAAGCAAUUGUCAGACUAAUGGAAUAAAGUGCACUGUGCAAGCAGCCUCUUUAUCAUCGUUGCCCAGUUCCUAUUUUGCUGCUGCUUCAACAGAGAAAAAUAAGGCUGUCUCAUGAAGACUGGAUUUCAUUUAGAGUCUACCAGCAUUAUAUAUUGUGUCUCCAAGGAUCAGUGGCGGCUGGUGUGCAGCCACAAAAACGGGAUGGUGUGCUUGGGCUGUUCCUGGUGGCUCCAUGUCAGCGGGGCACUGGAAUCCCUUCUCAGUUUUAGGCCAAACUACAGCCCAGGCUCUGAAAGUGACUAUCGUUAUUGCCCAGUCUAAACCAAAGAAACAAGUGCUGUAAAGCACACAACUGCAUAGAUUAUACAAUCAAUGGCAACUGAUAUACUUACUGAGGAAAACGAAAGGAUGGGCAAAGAAGAGUGGAAAAUACACCAUUUUGAUUACAUGGAACUAAAGUGAUACUAGUUGCAGUGAUUUGGAAAUGACAAACACUCAGUGAAACCCACACAAUACUGGAAACAAAAUAGGAAAUGCUGCUUACAAAAAAAAAGAUAAGAUGACAGGGUUUUGGUCAAGUCCUGUUCCCUGUGUUCUUCAGAUAAAGCACAACUUCUUAACUCAAUGUCAUUAACUGUAAAUAAACACAUUUCCCAUAGGGGGGUCCACACAUACCUUUCCAACAUACAUAAUAACUGAAUUCAAAUACAUUUAAAUAACCAAAGGAAGAUAUCAACUUGAAGGUUGUGCAAACUCGCCACCUUUCAGAAGUCACACACCAUCAUGGUUGAAAGCUAGAUACAUUCUUUAAAUAUUUGUUGGGUCUCUCCAAGUGAAAAUAUAUUUUAGUUUCUCCAAGUGGGAAAUAGCUGAGAAUCAGAUGAUAAAGCUUUUCAGUUUCAAUCACACUUCAGAACCCAAGCAAAUCUGAAGAUCGAAAUGAAAAAGCAAAAUCUCAAGCCAAAAGGCAAAAUAAAUUGACAAGACAGUGGUUUGUAUGGGUGAAAUCAAGGCUACAAUUUUAUUGAUUAUGGCAAACUAGCAGGGUUGGCAUGGCAAUAGGGUGAGGCUCAAUCUGCCAUCUGCACCAUGCGAAGGAACCACUUCCCCCACUUGUCAAGCAGCUGGAGAAGUACUAAACCCUUUGCUGGACCCAAGACGACCAGCCCAAAAUCAUGGGGGGGGAAUUCAAAGAAUGUGAAGCCACAUGUAACUCCCCAAAUUUCCCAGUGGGACGGCCAGCACUUGGCACACCAAUGACCUUUGAAGUAGACCCCAAAGCUCAGGCUCCCUGAAACAUCAGACUGGUACUUGCAAAUCUGCACUUGCCUCUGCCAAAAUGAAACCCUAUUGUAGCACUGAAGAAAAUGCAACCGGCCCUGCUUCAUGGAUGUUGUGAUGCAGAUGUGGUGAGGGGAAAGGACCCAAGGCAUGGCCUGAACCAGUCUGGCAGAGAAGGCCCAGCGAGCAAAGUUUAAGUGCCUGAGCAGGCCUUUUAGCUCACAGACCUCACCCUUGGUCCUGCCCUGCAUCACCUGCAUGGAGACCUGCAAGGUGGCCAAGUUGUCACCUGGAAGAGGCUGCUCAAGUUGGAUGCUGAGGUACGUUAGGGUGGUGCAGAGCCCUUCUGUUUCCUCUGGUGGCAAGGACAUCCACAAUUGUUCUGCUAGCCUCUGUAAAGUAACCAGCAACUCCUUGCAUUUGUCCAUGGCUACGGUGCCAGCAAACAAGAAGUGAUCCAGGUAGUGAGUUACUGGCACCUUCCUGUUGCAACAUCUCCCCAUUCAAGAAAUGUGCUGAAGGUCUCAAAGGCACAGGCGGAGCACCCCAUAUGCAUUGCUUUGUGAACAUACCAGCUGCCUCCAAACCUGAAGCCCAGAAGGUUGUGAUCCUGGGCAUGAAUUGGGAUCAGGCAGAAUGUGGACUAUGUGUCACAUUUUGCCAUGAGGGCCCCAUGGCCACACUCUCAGACCACCUCUACAGUCUGGUCAAAGGAGGCAUACCUGACUGAGCACAUUUCAGGAGGGAUUACAUCAUUGACAGAGGAGCCUUUUGGGAAAUACAAGUUGUGAAUGAGCCAAUAUUCACCUGGGGCUUUUUCGGGUGCGACUCCCAGAGGCAGCACACUUAGGUCUGGGAGUUGAGGGGGGGAGAGAGAAGCUAAUGGCCCAGCCACCUUACCCAGUGCACAUUCCUUGGCAAUCUUUCUGGCAACUAUCUGUGCGAAGUCAUAGAUUUUGGGUUGGGUGUGUCAGAGGCUCCGUGGCACCCAACUGCAGGAAUAUGAAAGCCCUUGGUGAAUCCCUACCACAGGUGUUGUGCUGCCUCCAUGUCAGGAUAGAUGUCAAGGGAGGUGUGCAUAGCUCAUGGCAGGCAGGCAUGAACUCACUAAUAAACGUCUACAUGCAACUGCAAAUCAAUGACCAUACAUCAUAAAAUACAAGAUGCGGCCAAACAUAUUUUGACAGAGGUGUUCCUCAGUGGCCUUGUAAAUGAUAACAGUGCGCCUUGUAUAUUUCUUUCAUAAAUGGGGGCUGAUAAUUUUGAAAUUCAAAGAAUUAAAACCUCAUUUCUUCCUAGCGGCAUAUUAUGGAAAUAAUAAAUUUCCACCAGCAUUAAAUGGUCCUCAUAGGGAUAUUGCUGUGGAAGGCCCUCUGCUCCUUUCUCCUUGCAUAAUAGGUGCCUGAGGCAGUCCCAUUGCUUGGGUCAUCUCCAGCAGCACAUUCCAGAUGUUGACAUUGUCAGGUGCCUUGGCGGUUGCUACACGGGGGCUGGGGAGCUGCAUCCGCAGGCCUCCCCCCUCUUCCCCCAGCAGCCUUCUUGCAAAGCGAAGAGAGCAAGGGCUUACGCGCUGCUGUUGCCUGCUUCUUGGAUCCUGUGCCUGACGAACAAAACGAAAAGCCGAUCGAGUUAGUAAUGUGGCAUGAUUCUGAGCCACAUUACCUUACAAAGAGGGAAGAAUGAAACCUGUGCAAAUGUGAAGCUGGGCCACAGGGCUUUCCAGUGUCUUAGCCCCUGCAUUGAACCACUGAAUUAAAACUUUUUGGGAGGUACAAGUCACACCCUGCAACACCAGCAGGAUUUAAACUAAAAUACAGAGGCUUGCUUUUUGAGACCCUGGCAAAGGAAACAACCUACGGCCACUUUACCCAUUGACCCUACCAGUUAACCAGUUAAGACUAGCGGGACACAGGGCUCUGAGAUUGCAGGCCAGACCCCUCCCGUUUUAGCUGGAGAUGUUCGCGAUUGAUCCUGGGAGCCAUCUGCAAGCAAAGCAGGCAAUACCCAGAUCAAGCUAUAGCUGUCCAUGGAGGAUUGAAAACGGGGCUCCAUGCAAACUGGGCCAAAUUACCUCCUCUUAAGAGCCCCCUGGAUGGGGGCAGGCUGGUAGUAACUGGCCCCAUGGAUCUCCUCCACCCCAAAAGCAUAACUAUAAUUGUUUUUCUCAUUUUGCUAUUCUCUAUGCAUGAUUACACAUUGUCCCAUUUGCUAUUAUAACUAAGCCUUACGAAGAAUAUGGAAUUUACGGAGAGUACCUAACUGUGUUUGUACCUAACUUGACUCAGAACCCUGUGUCCCCUUUACCCGACCUCAGUGUUUCCCCUAACUCUUCUGCUUAUCCAAAACCAUAUCAGAUGUAGGUGUUUGCUUUCCAUAGAGGGUGGUUGGCCUUAUGACUCAUCUAUUUACUCCCACCACCUAUUCAACCUAUAGAAGCUUUUAACUAUGCCUAUGGAAAGCUAGGGUCUUUCCUUUUUCCUGACUUCUGAACCAUUGAUUCGUAUAGUCCCUUGGCAUAACAUGUUCUUGUAAAACAUAUCACUACAUUGGCCACCACUGCCUGUGUUUAGGCUGUUAUUCUACUCCUUUUUAGAUUUGACCUUUGCCUCUGCUUAUGCUAUCCCAAGCGAACCCACGUCAAGAAGCUGCAGUGCUAACUUCUAUAUGUCCUACUAGCAAUGUUUAAAACACUAUUAAAAUCCUCACAGUUCCCUCCCCUUUCCUAACAAAAAAUUCCAUGAAUGCAAGAACAGAGUUCUGUGUGGAAACUAUACCAACUUAUGUUUCAAUCAGCCUUUCCCUGAUCCUCAUUUUAAAACUGAGUUUCCUUCACACCUCCUUGAAAGUGCGGACUAAAGUCCAGAGCGGAUUCUACUGCCCCACUGACAUGGAGCUACCAGCCGCUACUGCCAAGGAUUAUUGGAAAGAAUAUAUGAAAUUGAGAGGACCUUGCAGACAUUAUUUCACUUCAUCUGAGAGUUAUAUUUAGCUGCAACUUUGCUAAAAGGUCGUACUGAUGCGGUUUGAGCUGCGGGAGCUUUUGAUGUCACUAUGCAACAUCCCCACCUGAAAUGGCUUCCCAGUUUGUUUAAAUGGAGAGAGACAUUUUGAACAUGCUUUAAAAACAGCAGCUGGACUGCACAGAUCGACUGCCUCCAUGGGAAGCAUGCACAAGAGCUCCUUGUGAGCACUGGAGCACAUACAGAAUUUUAUAAUGGUGCACAUGAAUGGAAAUUGAGCUUUCGCCUUCCAUUCAGUUCUAAUGCUAAAGGUGCUUCAGCUUGUCCCAAAGCGGCCUUCCAUAUAAUGCACACUGGCAAUAGCCUGGGAGGAGGAGAUUUACUUAAUGCAAUGCCGCAGCUUGUGUCCUGUUUUUUUACCAAAAUAUUGCCCAUGUGCAGGCAGGAGGACACAUUCCCACAAGUCAUCUUACAGCAGCUGUGUAUCUUACUUGCAGAGCAGUUUUUCCUCUCCUUUGUCUCCCUAGCGGCAUUCUGUUAGCAACACAUUCCACAAUUAAAAACAGACAAAACUUCUGUUUUUCAAUUCACACCUCUACCACUUCAGACUAGGGAUGUACUAGAAUUCUGCCCAGUUCAGAUUUGGUACUGAGUUUUCCAUUAAUUUACUUAUUUCCCAUUGGUGCGGAUCUGAUUUUUAUGUAGCGAUUUUCCAUGGUUAUUUUUGGAGAUGAUUUCUUUUUAAAAACAAAUCCAUGUCUAAAAUAUUGAUAUUUUUAUUGAUAUUUUAAUCUAUUUUUCCUCUAUCAAUAUUUCCUGUAAUAUUUCCUUUCAAAGUAUGGAUAUUCAUAUCAAUAUUUUUUCCAAGGGGCAAAACAGAUCGGUAAAAGGAGCAGCUAGUGGACAAGGAAUGAACUCGAAUCAAUACCAGUCUCUUAGGUUAAUGGAAUGCUUUCGACCUGGCCCCAGCCAACAGAUCCUACUUCAGGCAGAAAACUGGUGAUGGCUAAUUUAUAAUGUCAAAUAUGCAAAAGUAAUCUUUUCUUCAGAGGUUGUCAUCCUUAAUAAAAUAACUCUUGACAACUGGUUGAUGAUAAUGCGUUAUAUGUGGAUUUUCUCUUGGCUAGAAAUCCUCGUAAAGACCCCAAAUGGGGUCACUGAUCGAAGCU